Messenger RNA from Neltuma alba, 1191 nucleotides. RefSeq lists its product as uncharacterized. The transcript has a single exon. Bases 95 to 1003 code for a protein of 302 amino acids. The record is from RefSeq and is a predicted model, not a curated record. Lineage: Eukaryota; Viridiplantae; Streptophyta; Magnoliopsida; Fabales; Fabaceae.
UUUCCUUCUCUCUGCAUCGUACGCUCUUCUCUUUCCAACCAAAAUCAAAGCUCUGUAUGAUCUUUCGCCCAAAAAAAAAAAAAAAAAGCUCUGUAUGAUCAACUUCCAGAUGAUGCAGUCCCAGUCCUCUCACGUUUCUCCUUCUCCCAGUUUCAAUAGCUAUUCCUCCGAGACCCUUGCUGAGAUUGCCGCCCGCGUCAUCCAGGAAUUCCACUCUGACCCUUCUCCCCUCUCCGACGAUUCUCUUUAUGAUUCAUGGCACCCCGACGCCGAUGAUAACCGCUCAGACGUCCAUCAGAAGGAAGCAGACGGUGAUGCUCACCAUCAGGACGACGACGAUUUUGAGUUCGCUUUUGUUUGCAGGGAUCCACACUCCUCGCCGGUAUCCGCCGAUGAUAUAUUUUACAACGGUCAGAUCAGGCCCACGUACCCCAUCUUCGACCGCUCUUUACUUGACGGCGUUUCUUCUGUUUCGCUGACUCAGAACACCGAUGAAACGGGGGCUGUUCGUCGCCGCCGACUUCCGCUUAGGAAGCUCAUGUUCGAGGAGCGAGAAACCGGGUCGUGCUCCUCUUCGACCUCUGAAGCAGAAGACAUUGACCUUGACGGUGUGGCUUCGGGGACCUAUUGCGUGUGGGAUCCCAAAUCGUCGUCGGCGUCGUGGAAAAGGCCGUGCAAGAAGAGCAGUUCGACGGGGUCUUCGUCGAAGCGGUGGAAGCUACGGGACCUACUUCCGAGAAGCCACAGCGAUGGGAAGGUACCGCUCGUGAUCUUCACAACGAGCAACAAGAGCAACAAAGUGGCUCACGAGGCGUCCAAGCCCAGCUCCGGCGACAAUAAUGCCAACGUCUCAUCAGAGAAGGCAUCCCAACCCAGCAGAACCAUAGCUCCAGCAAAAGAAGAGGAUGAAAGUAAGAGAAAACAGCCGUUGCCUUACAGGCAGGAAUUCAUAGGACUUUUCACAAAUGUGAACGGACUUGGUAGGAAUCUGCGUCCAUUUUGAAAUGCAAUUAAGUACAAAUUUAAGUUAAUCUUUUGCAUUUCUCUUCUAAAUCACCUGAUUAUAUAUAAUGCUUUUGAUUUGUCUAGUGUUUGCUUUUUCUGGUUUCUUCUUCUGUGGGGUUAAUUACAUCAGUUCCCUUUACUCUUUAUUGUAAUUAAAGUGGGCGAGAAUGAGAUUAUUCCUUGAAA